This is a messenger RNA of Cavenderia fasciculata, 2451 nucleotides long. RefSeq lists its product as uncharacterized. The record is from RefSeq and is a predicted model, not a curated record. The coding region runs from base 1 to 2451 and encodes 816 amino acids. The transcript has 4 exons. NCBI's taxonomy places the organism in Eukaryota, Evosea, Eumycetozoa, Acytosteliales, Cavenderiaceae.
AUGUCAAUCGAUGAAGAACAAGUGAAAACCACUUAUCAAAAUCUUUUGAACGCAUACAACAACACUCAUUCAUACAGUGAAAUAUUAAAGAAUGGAUACUAUAACAACAGUUUCUAUCAAAAUGCGAUAGAUAUGUUUCAAGAUGAUCAUCCUUUAAAAAACUAUAGCACUGAAUUACUUUCUUUGAUGGAUAAAGCAUUUAGUGAUUGGAAGAGUAAUCAACAAGUAAACUUUUAUCAAGCUAAACAAUAUGUAGAUAGACUUGGUGGUUUGUUGGUCAAUACCAAUCAGAAUAGUAGCAUCAUCGAUCAGUUGCUCAAUGAAAAGGUCAACCAAUUCGAUAUACCAUUGAUCAAUAUACAACUGUCAUUUAAUAGUCUAUUACAAUGUAUCACUGCUAUUCAUAUACAAUCAUCUUCUCUAUUACAUCAAGCAAUACCUCCUCCUCUUCCUCAUUCAAGAGUAUUAUCAAAUGGUAUACCUUCUCAACCAACAUCGUUUGCUGCUCCACCACCACCCCCACCACGACAAUCAAAGUUUGAUAACCCACCUCAAUCCUUUGAUAAUAAUAAUAAUAAUAAUAAUAAUAAUAAUAAUAAUAAUAAUGGAUCAGCAGCCAGAGGAUUAGGCUUUCAAUUACCACCAAGACCAUCACCAAGACAACAAGAGGAUCAACAACAACAACAACAACAACCAAAACAAAUAAUUCAACCUAUAAGACCAAGAUCAUUGACUCAAGGAUCGAUUCAACCACAACAACCAACCUUUUCUCAACAACAACAACACCAACAAGGUAUUCCUCCAAAGCCAAUACAUCAAAAUAAUCAACAACAACAAAUACCACCUAGACCUUUGGCAUCGUUUACAUCAAAACAAAAUUCAUCACCUCAUGCUUCAACUCAACAAACAAGACCAACAACAAUACAAAAUAAUUAUAAUCAACAACGACCACCACCACCAACAAUUUUAAAUACAAAUCAAUAUCCACCACCUCCUCAUCAUUCUCCUUCUUCUCAAACACCUCAACAAACAGUGGUUAUAACAGAAACUAAAACCAAAAAGAAUAAUGGAUCAUUUUCAAAUUUUCUAAAUUCAAUCAAUCAACCAGUUGUCAUUAGAAAACAAAUCAUAACAACAACUACGACCAAAUCCAACACACCUGGAUUAGAAGGACUUCCACCAUACCCAGGAAUAGAACAAUUAUCAAAUGAUCACCGACUACACAAACUAAUGUGGGACAACAAAAAGUGGAAGAUUGUCAGAACCUAUCAAAAAUCUGUUAGAGUUGUUGUUACUGCACCAGUAAAAGUCAAAAGUCUACUCUAUAUACUCUCCUUUGGUGGUGUACCACCAGCCAUUGACAUUCAAGACCCAAGAGGCUCCUCUUUGGAUAUAGUUGACUCAAAAACAGGAGCAUCUCUCAAUAGUGUUGUCGAGGUAAUAGAAGCAGCAUCAGGACAAUCAAUCUACAGUUGCAAACUACAAAUUCCAAAUGGUGCACCAUGUCCAUCAGACUUUAAUAUUGUCUAUACGGCUGAAGCAGAUUGUUAUUCAGUUGAAUUGGUAGAAGCAAGAAAUGACGAAGUGGUCACCGUGACAGAAGAGUUGGUUGAGAAUAGUAUCGAAUAUCGACGUGCAAUGGCCAGUGAAGGUGAAGUAGUGUAUGACAUACCAGAAUUUAAACAAUUUAUUGAAAAAGAACGACUGUAUCGAUUGACAUUGGAUGAUGGAUCAUUAGAGAGUGAACUAUGCUUUGCCUAUCGUGUAUCACUUUGGAUACAUUCAAAUAUACCAUAUAAACUAGAUCAUGGUGACCUUCGACCAAUGGAAGUGGUGAGACGUCGUGGUGCCAAUUGUAGUAGCUAUUGUAAUUUGGUAUCGGGUAUAUUCCGUUACAAUGGAAUACCAACAAGAACUCUGACAGGUAGAAAAUAUACAGAUAUAACAUUUGAUGGAGCACACGGUAAAACUCAAUUCUAUAUUAAAUCCAUUGGUUGGAUUCCUUAUGAUGGAGCAAUACAAGACCAAACGCAAUAUCAUAAACAAAGAUUUGGUAAAGAUAAAGGAAACAUGGUUAUCUUCCAUCUAGACACUAUUUUUAAAGAGUAUCCAUUUGUCAAAGGGUCAUUUUUGCCCUCUCCUGCAGUCACUUUUUCUGGUGACCUAGUUCCUCAAAUGCCAACUCAAACUGGUGUUAUAUCGAGACAUGAAUUUUCACAACAAAUGAAAAGAUACAAUUCCAAUCAAAAAGUAGAGAUGUUUUUAUUUGACUUGGAUCUAUCUAUUGACCAACAAUUUAAAGAAAGAGUACCAUUUCAAUCAAACCCCAACAUUCUUUUUACAAUGGAAGACUAUGAUCAAAUAUUAUUACAAGCAAAUCAUCUUGACAGAGAAUACCCAGGAAUAUUUGGUCAAGAAUUUAAUUUUGAAUCAAAUAGUUAUUUUAAAUAA